This is a messenger RNA of Osmia bicornis bicornis, 1911 nucleotides long. It is a transcript of the gene Ndf, whose product is annotated as putative oxidoreductase GLYR1 homolog. Lineage: Eukaryota; Metazoa; Arthropoda; Insecta; Hymenoptera; Megachilidae. The coding region runs from base 68 to 1579 and encodes 503 amino acids. The record is from RefSeq and is a predicted model, not a curated record. The transcript is spliced from 10 exons. Gene Ontology annotation, molecular function: NADP binding; NAD binding; oxidoreductase activity, acting on the CH-OH group of donors, NAD or NADP as acceptor.
GCACAAACGACGCUCUACUCGUCAGUCAGUCGCUUACCGAUUGUAAAAGUGGAAGGAAGGUGUUAUCAUGUCGGAGGUAUUCAAACUAGGUGAUCUCGUAUGGGCGAAGAUGAAAGGAUUUUCGCCUUGGCCUGGCCGGGUGUCUAAUCCUUCAAAGGACUUAAAGAAACCAACGAAUACUAAGAAGGGGCCAGUUCAAUGUAUUUUCUUCUUUGGAACAAACAAUUACGCAUGGAUAGAGGAAUCUAAUAUAAAGCCAUAUCUAGAAUAUAAAGAUACCCUUGUAAAAUCUAGUAAAUCUGGUGCAUUUAAAGAUGCAGUAGAAGCAAUAGAGGAGUUUAUUGCUAAUGGAGAGGUGUUUGAGGAUGGUUUAGACCCAGACUCUUUAUUCGACAGACUUAAAGAAGAAAGUAUAUCUGAGAAGAAGAAUGUAGUAAAAACACCCAAACCUCGGAAGGAAACACCAAAAACUAAAAGAUUAGACACUGGUGGAAGUGAUGCUCGUCGCCCAGCCAAAAAACAACGCAGAGAGUCAAGUACAAGUAAUAGUAAUAGGGUUGGAAGUAUUAGUCCUGCGUUGAAUCAUUCAACCCCUCCCAGAAAAUCAGGAUCAACUCUUCUCAAUAGGCCAGCCAAUAUUGCUAGACCUGUAACACCACCUUUGGACGUAGAAACAUUGUCACAAACUCUUAAGGAGAAAAACAUCCUUCCGUCGACCUUGAAAUUCGGGUUCCUUGGUUUGGGUAUUAUGGGAAGCGGCAUCGUAAAAAACCUGAUCAACAGUGGUCACAGUGUAAUUGUAUGGAAUCGGACACAGGAGAAGUGUGCAGAUUUUGUGAAAGCAGGAGCAGAACAAGGUUUAACACCGUCCGAUGUGGUUCUUGCUGCUGAUAUCACAUUCUCGUGUGUGGCUGAUCCUCAGGCUGCCAAAGACAUGGUGUUUGGAAACUGUGGUGUCCUCACAGAAAUAUCCCCGGAAAAGGGGUACGUGGAGAUGACCGGUAUAGACGCGGAGACAUCGCAAGAUAUUGCCGAAGCAAUCACCGCAAAGGGUGGUCGUUACUUAGAGGCUCAAGUACAGGGUAGCAAAACGCAAGCACAAGAGGGUACUCUAGUGAUCCUCGCGGCAGGUGAUCGGACUCUUUUCGACGAGUGUCAGUCUUGUUUCGAGGCGAUGGGUAAAAACAGUUUUUACCUGGGCGAAGUUGGCAAUGCUUCUAAAAUGAACCUCGUCCUACAACUGAUGGCCGGAGUAACUCUUGCCGGUUUGGCAGAGAGUAUGGCACUAGCGGAUCGCGCCGGUCUUCAACAAAAGGACGUACUGGAAGUUCUAGAACUGACAUCAUUGGCCUGUCCCGCGAUUCUUGACAAAGGAAAAGCCAUCAUCGAGGGUGGUUUUCCGACGCAGUUACCGCUUCAGCACAUGCAGAAAGAUUUAAGACUCUCCUUAGGUAUGAGCGAUCAAUUGGAACAACCAUUACCGCUGGCCGCCGCAGCGAACGAGGUUUACAAACACGCUAAACGGCUUGGCUACGGUGAACACGAUGCCUCCGCCGUUUACAUCAGAGCCAGGUUCUAACGGAGCAUGCAUCGUCCGAGCUUUUGCUAUACCAUAUUUAUUGCAAUAUCUAACGUUGUUUCCCGUCGCUACCAGAGAAGAGUAGUGCGCCGUAUGUUGGCGGAUGAGCAGUAAAAAGAAAGCGCUACUGCUCGCGAGACGCCGCAUGAAACACGACAUUUAUUUUAAUGUGUCGUAACACAUUUGUUGAAAAGUAGACUAAGUUCUGUUAAAUGUAAAACCAUGAUGAAUGAAACCAAAUCUUGACCGAUAUUGAAUGUGUGCAGCAGCAUCAGUUUUAUGCACAUUAAACACGCGAUGAAUCUAUAUAUAUAUAUAUAUAUAUAUAGAUA